Messenger RNA from Vespula pensylvanica (western yellowjacket), 3507 nucleotides. It is a transcript of the gene Stt3B, whose product is annotated as dolichyl-diphosphooligosaccharide--protein glycosyltransferase subunit STT3B. Gene Ontology annotation, cellular component: membrane. The transcript is spliced from 7 exons. Gene Ontology annotation, molecular function: dolichyl-diphosphooligosaccharide-protein glycotransferase activity. Lineage: Eukaryota; Metazoa; Arthropoda; Insecta; Hymenoptera; Vespidae. The record is from RefSeq and is a predicted model, not a curated record. Bases 227 to 2575 code for a protein of 782 amino acids. Gene Ontology annotation, biological process: post-translational protein modification.
UAAGGUUUCGUUGUGGAAGACAAGAUUAACACGUAGCCGGCGUUUGACGUGUCCUAGUCUCCUAGUCUAGGCGCAUAGCAGUUUAAUAAUUUCUUGCAAGCAGUAUUAUAAGUUGCAACGUGCUGUGUUGAAGAAUAGUACAUGUUUGCAUGCUUAUAUCGAAAAGUUAGUAGUGAUAGGCGAGAAAAAAAUAUGCAUUAUAGCGUUUAAUUUCAUUGAGAACAAAAUGUUGCCGAAUAAAUCGUCUGCGACAAAUACGAAAAAAAUUAUGUUCCCUGAUAAAAAAACAACUACCAAGCAAAUGAAAACUUCUACCUUAACCAAUGCCGCUGGUCUUAAUUCUUUGAUUACUUUUACCGUAUUAUUACUUGCUUGGAUAGCAGGUUUUGCAUCCAGACUUUUCGCAGUGAUACGAUUCGAAAGUAUUAUACAUGAAUUUGAUCCUUGGUUCAAUUAUAGAGCAACUGCAUAUAUGGUACAACAUGGGUUUUAUAACUUUUUAAAUUGGUUUGAUGAAAGGGCUUGGUACCCUUUGGGACGUAUUGUAGGUGGAACAGUAUAUCCUGGACUUAUGAUUACAUCUGGGACAAUACAUUAUAUACUUCAUUCUUUAAAUAUUCCAAUACAUAUAAGAGAUAUAUGUGUCUUCUUAGCACCAGUUUUCAGUGGUCUUACUGCCAUUUCUACUUAUUUAUUAACUAAAGAAAUAUGGAGUGCUGGUGCUGGAUUGUUUGCUGCAUGUUUUAUUGCAAUUGUACCUGGUUAUAUUUCAAGAUCAGUAGCUGGAAGUUAUGAUAAUGAAGGAAUUGCAAUAUUUGCAUUGCAAAUUACUUAUUAUUUUUGGGUUAAAUCAGUCAAAACUGGAUCAAUAUUUUGGGCUUCAAUGACUGCUCUGUCAUAUUUUUAUAUGGUAUCUGCAUGGGGUGGAUAUGUUUUCAUUAUUAAUCUUAUACCAUUUCAUGUAUUUACAUUGUUAGUCAUGAAUCGAUUUAGUAAUCGUUUGUUUACAAGUUAUACUACAUUUUAUAUUUUGGGACUUCUGUUAAGUAUGCAAAUACCAUUUGUUGGUUUUCAACCAAUUAGAACAUCAGAACACAUGGCUGCAGGAGGUGUAUUUGCUUUACUGAUUUUUAUAGCUACUCUAAGGCAUUUACGAACCGUAUUGACAAAAUUUGAAAUGAGAUAUUUUAGUGGUGUGGUAGCAAUAACAGCAAUUGUCCUUUUACUAAUUUUGGUUAUAUUAACUUAUACUGGUUUUGUUGCCCCUUGGAGUGGAAGAUUUUAUUCUCUAUGGGAUACAGGUUAUGCAAAAGUACAUAUACCUAUAAUAGCAUCGGUUUCUGAACACCAACCUACAACCUGGUUCAGUUUCUUUUUUGAUUUACAUAUUCUUGUUACAAUAUUCCCUGUUGGACUGUGGUACUGUAUGAAACAUAUUAAUGAUGAAAGAGUGUUCGUUAUAUUGUAUGCCAUAAGUGCCGUAUAUUUCGCUGGAGUAAUGGUAAGGCUUAUGCUUACAUUAACCCCAGUUGUAUGUAUGUUAGCUGGUGUAGCAUUCAGUGGACUGUUAGAAUUAUUCUUGAAAGAAGAAUAUAGAGAUGGGAAUGAUAGAAUUGAAGGUAGUGAAGAAGAAAGUGAAGAAGAAAGAGAGAGAAGUCCAGGCAGAGCAUUAUAUGACAAAGCUGGAAAACUAAGAAGAAUGAAACAUGAAAGACCUAAGGAUGCUAAUGAUGGAUUAGGAGACAGUCUUAGAAAUAGUUUCAUCAUUGGUGUAUUAAUCUUGUUAAUGAUGUUCACUGUGCAUUGUACUUGGGUUACAAGUAAUGCAUAUUCUAGUCCUUCAAUUGUUUUAGCAUCUUAUAGCAAUGAUGGUGGUAGAGCUAUUCUGGAUGAUUUUAGAGAAGCUUAUUACUGGUUAGCUCAAAAUACACCUAAUGAUGCUAGAGUUAUGAGUUGGUGGGAUUAUGGUUAUCAAAUUGCUGGAAUGGCAAACAGAACUACACUUGUGGAUAAUAAUACAUGGAAUAAUUCACACAUAGCAUUAGUGGGUAAAGCAAUGAGUUCAAAUGAAAGCGCUGCUUAUGAGAUUAUGACGUCCUUAGAUGUAGAUUAUGUAUUAAUUAUUUUUGGUGGUAUGAUUGGAUAUUCUGGUGAUGAUGUUAACAAGUUUUUAUGGAUGAUACGGAUCGCUGAGGGUGAACAUCCCCAAGAUAUUCGUGAAAGUGAUUAUUUUUCUGAAAAAGGAGAGUUUAGAGUGGAUUCCGAAGGAUCUCCAACUUUAAUGAAUUCUUUAAUGUACAAGUUGAGUUAUUAUAGAUUUGGUGAAGUUAAAAUUGACUACAGAUCACCUUCUGGUUACGACCGUACUCGAAAUGCAGAGAUAGGAAAUAAAAAUUUUCAGCUCACCUAUUUAGAAGAAGCUUACACUACUGAACAUUGGCUUGUUAGAAUUUAUAGGGUGAAGAAACCAAAAGAAUUUAAUAGACCCAGGAUCCCAAUUGCAGAUAGAGUUAUAGCUCGUCAUGCAAACUCAUAUAUUAGCAAAAAGUUGAAGUUAUGGGGGGUUAAAUAUUAAUGUUUCAGACUGCACGACGUAAGAAAGGUUUCAUAAAAGGCCGGCCAAUAGUUAUUAAAGGACAGAAACCUCAAAAGAAAGCAACGUAACAAACGUAUAUUACUUAUCCCAUAACAAAUUUCAAAAAAUACAACUUUUGUAACAACAGAAUUACCGUCCCUUGGAUCUACCACAAGACUGUAGUCCAAAGCGUGAUUAAUACUGUCAAAGAAUUUGUUCGAAGGAUAUGUAAGAAAACAAAAAAAAUUUUAUUUCAAUGUGUCAGGAAACGAGAAAUAAUUAUUUUACCAAUUAUUUUUAAAAGAAAGUUCCAUUAGUCUUUAUGAUGAUUGUCUAAUAUACAAUGUCACAUCAUAUAAUAGUAUAUUACAUAUAAGUUUAUUUCACCUACUUCAUUGCAGUAUAGUAUUAUACAUUAUUAAUAAAUACCACUGUGUAUAUAUAUUAAGUGUAUUUCAGUAAUAUAUUUUAGGUACAUUAAUAGUAGAUACUUUUUGAAACUGUUGUAAUGAAAUUCAUUACACAAAUUAAACAUUAUUCUUUAAUGAAUUGAAUUGCUCAAAAGUUGUAUUUACAUGACACCCACACACAUAUAUAUAUAUAUAUGUAUGUAUUUUGAAUAUUUUCUAUUAGUUAAAUUAUUGUUUUAAUUAAUUUGUGUAAAUUUUUUGUAUGAUCAAAGAUUGAUGCAAUUUUAUUGAAAAAAUUAAUAACAUUCUGCAUUUAAUUGUACAGGUUUGUAUUGCAAUGUAUUUAGUAUAAAUUAUAUUCUAACAAACAAAAAAUUUAUUUUACUGAUUGUUACAUUGUUAAAAACAGUGGUUUUAAAAACACAUGUCACGUUUAUCCAGUUUGUUAUAUGGCACAUUGUUGAACAAAACAUUUGUAAUAACAUAGUCUUGUUUACAAGCAUGGUGUUGUGAAUCUUAAAA